GCAUAUUCGUAUGAACAAAUCAAAUGUGCGUACUCAUGUGCGAGUGGUUACAGUCGCUGAGAACUAUUCGCACGACGUGUUGUCUCUUUCAUGCGAACACGAUUUUAUUUGAUUAAACAAAAUAUUUUGUUUGGAAUUCAUUCGUUCGUGCGAAGUCGAAAGCGGAAGAAGUCAAAUUGAGAGAAAAUGGAUUGUGAUUUCCUAAUUUCUUUAGUUGAGGAACAACCGCCUCUUUGGAAUCAAAAACAUAAAUUGUACAACAACCGAAAUGUUGUCAAAAAAAUUUGGGCCGACAUUGCAAGAAAUAUGAAUGAGACAGAUGAUAAAGUACGCCAAAAAUGGAGGGGGUUAAGAGAUACAUAUCGGAAAGAAUUAUCGAAAUGUGCUCAAAAACGCAGCGGAGGAGCAACCCGCCAGCAUUCUUCUAAAUGGCGAUACUUCAGUAGGUUGUCCUUUUUGCGGGAACAGUUUGAAUCUCGUCCAUCGACAAGGAAUAUUUUAGCUCUACAAAGCGACACUAAUGAAUCAGAGGUCGAAUUUAUUUCGUUAGACACCACUGAAAAAAUUGUUGAGGAUAUGUCAGAUGGUAACAGUGGAAGUGAAUACAAUAGCACUCCUAAUCCACGAAAAAUAAAAACACCUAUUCAAGAUGAAGCAAUCCAUGAAGCUCACAUGAUGCGUAAAAAACAAAAAAUGAAAUAUUUAAAAAAUAAAAGUGAACAACAAAACAACGACGACUAUCACUUUGCCAUGAGCAUUGUGCCGUUCUUGAGGAAUGUUCCAACACAUAAAAAACUGGGUCUUCGGAGUCGUAUUCAACAGCUAAUUGAAGAAGAACUUUGCGUGCCAGAAGCGCAUCUAAUACAUGCUCCUGUAUAUAAUUAAUAACUACCUCAAAUGGAACAUCAUCAACAUCAAAAGUACUAAUAAUUAUAAUAAUAAUAAUUU
Molecule: messenger RNA, 948 nt
Organism: Teleopsis dalmanni
Lineage: Eukaryota; Metazoa; Arthropoda; Insecta; Diptera; Diopsidae
Exons: 3
Coding region: 187-885 (232 amino acids)
Biological process (GO): regulation of transcription by RNA polymerase II
Cellular component (GO): transcription regulator complex; nucleus
Molecular function (GO): DNA binding
Source: RefSeq, a predicted model, not a curated record